AUGAUCUUGUGGAACAUAACAAGAAAGAUCAAGACUCAUUGCAUUCGAUCGCUCCAAACGAAGAAAGCUACGAAGACGCACCUUCAUAAUAUUGUGAAUAGGAGCGGCAAUUAUCAAGAAACCAUUGCAUUUGAUGAUUUAGAUAUGAUAGUAAUAUACCAGUGUAAUCUACUAUUUUGA
Molecule: messenger RNA, 180 nt
Organism: Blastocystis hominis
Lineage: Eukaryota; Bigyra; Opalinata; Blastocystidae
Exons: 1
Coding region: 1-180 (59 amino acids)
Source: RefSeq, a predicted model, not a curated record